Messenger RNA from Petromyzon marinus (sea lamprey), 4598 nucleotides. Lineage: Eukaryota; Metazoa; Chordata; Hyperoartia; Petromyzontiformes; Petromyzontidae. The record is from RefSeq and is a predicted model, not a curated record.
AGAUUAAGUCCACCAGUCUAACUCCGUACUACAACAAAACAAACAUGUCCAAACCAAAAAACUUUUCCAAAUCACCAAAAAAACAAAGUACAUAAUUGCAACGUAACAGUGAUCACAGGCACAUCAACGCUUACUUUAAAUAAUUGGUUAUUUUAUAAAUGAAUCUUCAAUGUAUUACUUUUUUUUAUUGUGGAGUGAGGGUGCCCGUAACUUGUUCACACGGAGCAGGCGCGCCUUAGACACGUGGCGCCUGCUUCUUGGCGAUUCGACGGUUUAGGGACCGCGGCGUUUUUGACCGACAUUUAAAAUAUAUCAAUAAUAAGGCGUCCAUACUAAAAUUGUAAUUGCUUGAAAGGAGCAAAUUAAUUGAUGCAUUUAUAACGAUUUUGAUACAGGCGUGCAUUGUCUCCGGAUCUGAGUACGUGUGCAAAAUUUUGAAAAGAUUGGACAACAGUAAGUGGACUAACUUUUGAUUACAAGAUUUGACCACGACCAACAGGAGUGAAGUUAAAUGAAACCGUUGAAAAACAAUAUUGGCGUGUUUUUUUUUACACCGGCACCACAUCUCUGAGCGUGGAGAUUAUAUAUCUACUGCUUUUGUACCACGUAUUGGUAACGUAAUUCCAAAUAGUUGUUUGCUGAGGAUACACAUUUUGACCCACCAUUAGGACAGAAGACUGAAAUUGUAGCAUCUUGAAAUGUUUUGAUCAACUAAAAUGCGCACUUGGAAGCGGCUCAAGAGAAUGCUUUUUUACUCAGCUUUAUCAGUCGUACUAAAAAUGGGUGCAUGCAGAGGAGGUUGUUUUAUCAUCAUCGAUGGCCUAAGCAAUUUGCACAAUAUACGUUUGUUUUAAAAAAAAAUAAUGUACAUAGAGACAGCUGUGUCAUUUGUGAAGUUUAUUAGCAGGAGUGUGUUUCAAUUAGUCUUUGUUAAAUGGGUUGUAGUAAAAUAGCAUUAAUCGGUGUUGUUGUCAUGUGAAGCAGAUGAAAUGUUAAUUAACUUGCGUUCGCCACACUUACGCGUGUUUUAGUUGUAAAAGUCUUAUUUCCUACUGUCGGGCGUUUGCACACGAUUUACCUUGCAUAGGUUUCUAUUUGUCAGAAUUCUGAAGUGCCUUUUGUCUGAGAGAACUGAAUAAUAAUCACUGUCAAAGUCAUAAACCAAUAUUUGUGAAAAGUGUACACGUUAACCACAUUUGUGUAAAAUAAACUCCUUCGCAGCUUACAUUUUUUGACUUAUUUCAUGAUAACGUGUUUACAAGGUGAUCGAGCCCAAUAACUCUCCUAGAACUUUAAACUCCUGCAUGGGGAAAAAACACAAAUUGACGUUUAUUCGGUGGUUACUUGUCAUAGACACUGGUAUAAGUAAUGGAGGGAUGAUUAGGGGUGGCUGUAAGGUCAUAGGUUAUACAUUCCGGUCAUCCAUGCAAAUUGAACGUCUUAAAUGCUGUCAUUAACGAGUUAACGUGACCACCACGUUAGUUAUUACUUUUUUAAGAUGAUGGGGAAGUAAAUUUAAACAUGUAUACUUAUGAUGUUAAUUACAUUUAACAAGCUUUACCAUUAUAUCAUUUUUUCUAAACCUUUCUCAUUUUGAAAAUAUUGUAAUUGUUGAAUAUGAAUGUGUCCAUUUAUAUCAGCAUUACAUAACGUCAAGAUUACAAGCACUAAUGAAGAAUAGCUAGUCUUAUGCUGUGAGAUCACUCCCACCAACAAACACUUCUAUGUCUGCUUCAAAUGUUUACUUAUUGUAAAUGUAAAGUGUGUAUGCGUGUGAGACUCUAAAUGUGUCGUUACAGAAUGGAAUCAACAAAUUGCUGUUACAUUUACAGACAAUAUACGUUUGUGUUAUUUUGAGAGUGUCAUCAUUUGCACACGUGGAUGUCAAAUGUUCGGACUUGCAAAAAGUAAAUAAAAUCAUUGUGAUGGAACAUCACAAGUUUACAUUUUAAUUUCGUUCCUCGUGCGGACACUUUAUCAUCACCGAUUUAAAAAAAAAAAUCUGUAACGCAUUGCUACUCUGCUGCAUUGAGUGCAUGUUUGUUUAUGGAUAACCACGAGUCUGCUUUUGUUGAUGUCAUUAAACGUGCACGCAUGAAAUUCUAUUCUGAGUGCCUUUCGCGUACUUGGGCCCGCUUCGUGACGUACUGCGAAGCGAGUCAGUGGGCGGUGUGCGUGCGUGGGUGCUUCGGUGUGCGACAUCGGAAGGCGAGGAGGCAUCGUUAUAAGGGCAAGGAGGGGAUAGGCUAGCCAUAGUAAGCUCUGCAUUCAGGCGCCUCAGCUCACAGUCCUCAACACGUUCACGGCUGCUGCUUCGAGACUUGAGGAGCCGCAACAAGAAUGCAGAGAUUUAUUUUGGGUGGAAGCCUUAUUUGCUUGUGGUUAAUUUCAUUUCCACUUGAAUCGCGCUCGGCAAACAUAGACCCAUGCUCCUUGCCACACUACUUCAAAACCAACACGACAUGGAGGAAGAACACAGACUACAACAUCAUUCCCAACACCACCACCCCGCCGUUCAACAACGACAACACCCUUAACAGCGAGUGGAUACGCUACGUGUACGGGGCGGGCGUCAAGCUGGUCCAAUCCUUUCCGGGAUUGUUUCACUGUGGCACGCGGCGGCCCGUGUGGCUGACGGGCACUCCGCCGAGCGUCAUCAACACCACAGACGAGGUGCAGGCGUGCGUGCCCUCCUACAACGUGGCCACUGCCAAUCCAGACUGCGACACGCAGCUGUACGUCUCCAUCCGCCUCUGCCAAAUUCCCAAUACGCUCGAGACAUUUUACGUAUACAAGCUUCCCACCACGCCUCCGGACGCAGCCUACUGCACAGAGGGCGACAGAAAUGAGUGCUUGGAGAAAACCGAUUGCAACCCGCUCACGUCCACGUGUGUGGACAUCGUUUAUAACACGCUCAACAAUUCCGGAUUCUACUGCCAGUGCAAGCCUGGGUUUGCCAAGAAUCCAACAACAGGAGAAUGUGAAGAUGUCAACGAGUGUCUAUUACCGCAGCAGUGCCAAACGUCGGCGCAUUGUGUCAACACCUUUGGGUCUUUCACAUGCGCUUGUAAUGCAGGCUUCACAGGCAAUGGAUACAACUGCCAAGACAUCAACGAGUGCUUGACGAACAAUGGAAACUGUAGCGACAUCUGCGUGAAUGAGCAGGGUGGCUACCACUGCGCCUGCCCGGUCGGGUACACGCUGGACCCCAUCAACCAUGCGGCCUGCUUUGACAUAAACGAGUGCAUGGUGAACAAAGGGAACUGCUCGCAGAACUGUCAGAAUACCGAGGGCAGCUUCGCCUGCACCUGCUGGUCGGGCUACACCAUGAACACCACCACCAAGACGUGUGUCGACAUAAAUGAAUGCCUGAACAAUCCAUGUGGAAGUAGUGGAUCUUGCUCGAACAUCGAUGGAUCUUAUAUCUGCAACUGCUUGAGAGGCUAUCAGCUGAACUCUGCAAGGAUCUGUGAAAACAUUAAUGAAUGUUUGACAAGUGCCUGUGGCCCCAACGCAAUCUGCACUGACCUCAUCGGGUCAUUCACCUGUCAGUGCCAACCCGGAUACUCCUCAAAUGGAACAAUGUGCCUCGACAUCAACGAGUGCGCCAACACUGCCAGUCCCAUGUGCCCCAUCGGAACGUGCGAAAACCUCCCCGGAUCAUAUCGCUGCCACUGCCCCUCCGGUUACACCGCAGCCAACAACACCUGCAGAGAUGUGAACGAGUGCCUGAUAAUCCCAUCCCCCUGUGGAUCCAACUCGAUCUGCCAAAACACUCCUGGCUUCUACACCUGUCUGUGCAGCAGUGGCUUCACGAGCGUGUCAGGCGUCUGCCAAGACAUCAACGAAUGCCUAGCCAAUCCUUGCGCAGCCCCAGCGUCGUGCAUCAACACAGCAGGUGGCUUCCAGUGCAACUGCCCCCUAGAUUACCAGCUCAAUGGAAACAUUUGUGAAGGUCCGUAUUGUCCUGUCAAUGGAGUGUGCAAUUAUCCCAAUGGCUACAUUGCUUACCUCAACUACAGCAACAACGCGGACGCGCACUGGAACUUCAACUACAGCGCAAGCAGCGGCAUCAGUGGUGUGACGCUGACUGUGGAAAAGUUCUGCACCCAGAAAAACCAGGACUAUUUGGAUUUGGGCCUGGGAAGCAACUACCUUGACCAGACCACGAUCAAACAGUCGAUUUCAGGCAACAAGACAGCGGGCGAGACGAUCUCUCUGGCGUUUACUCCCGGCACGCCGGCCUACAUGCACUUCACAUCCGACCGCGAUAUCAACUGCACAGGCUUCAAGUUUCACUUCACAACAGGCAAGCUUUCUUUUGAAGAUUAUUGUAAAAUUCGACCUCGUCCAAGUUAUGAAAUUGAAGGAUUAAUGUAUGUAUAGCAACAUAGCGUAUGAAUGCAUUUUUCUUGUAAAAGAGUUUGCAAUGUGCCCUGUUUUGAACAAAUAAUUUCUCCUUGACAGCCACGUAUUCCAGGUAAAAUGUUUGUAAAAUUGGUGAUUCCCGACCACGAGUAACAUCGGUAGCGAGUUAUUUGUGAACCUGUCCUGGGCUCUCCUUCACCAAACCCACACGGACCAGCGUGGUGAAGUAU